AGUUCAUUUUUUCCAUUCAUUAUCCAUAAUGAGGUCGAAAGUUCAUAGCGAGAUGGAAAUACUCGGGAAGACCGAUAAGUUGAUAACCCGGUAUUUCCAAGAAUCUCGGCACGUAGAAGAUAUCCUCGGAAUAAAAGAAGACGGUGAGGAGAGAGACAUCUGGAGAAAAUACAGCAAAGAGCGGAUGAAGACAGUUUCAGUAGCGCUUGUUCUAUGCCUGCACAUAGGAGUAGAUCCGCCGGAUUCUGUGCCGAAGCCGUCGGCGCGCGCAAGGCUAGAAGCUUGGGUCGAUCCGUACAGCUGCAGUCCACAAAAAGCCGCGUACAAGAUUGCGACGUCCUUGCAGAAGAGUUAUGAACGUUGGCAACCGCGAGCAAGGUAUAAAUCGGUAAUUGACCCGACGGGCGAUGAUGUGCGCAAAAUUUGUAUGAGUAUGAGGCGAAAUGCUAAGGACGAACGUGUACUUUUCCACUAUAACGGUCAUGGUGUACCAAGACCCACCCAAAAUGGUGAAAUUUGGGUCUUCAACAAGAAUUUUACGCAGUACAUCCCUUUGUCGCUGUAUGAUUUGCAAUUGUGUAUGGAAUUCCCUUCCAUCUAUGUGUGGGAUUGCUCAUCAGCGGAGACGAUUGUGAAUUGGUUUAUGCGAUUCGCCAAAGACCACGAAGAAGAUUGGCAUAAGAAGCUUCUAGCGCAUCAAGAGGCAGUAGCAGCAACUUCAAUGUCGGGUGCUCGUUUAAAUUCGCACAUGACACCUGAUCAACAGGCUGAAUCUCUCAAGUUCCAAAGACGACCGAAGUUUCGGGAAUGCAUACACUUAGCUGCUUGCCGUGAAGAUGAACGUUUACCAACGAAUGCUGAACUCCCUGCGGACCUGUUUACAUCGUGCUUAACUACUCCAAUACAUGCUAGCAUCUUAUGGUAUCUCAUUAAAAGUGGUAGAAAGAAUCAGUUUCCUCCUAAUCUGCUGGAGGAAAUACCGGGUCAACUGAAUGAUCGCCGUACGGUUUUGGGAGAGUUGAACUGGAUAUUCACAGCCAUCACAGACACAAUCGCUUGGAAUGCUUUGCCAAGAGAUGAUUUUCAGCGCCUUUUUAGACAGGACUUGCUGUUAGCUUCACUCUUUCGCAGCUUCCUCCUUGCUGAGCGUGUGAUGAGUGCAAAUGGCUGCAAUGUUGUCUCCUCUCCAUCUCUACCUAGCACAGCUGAUCAUCCUUUGUGGGACUCUUGGGACUAUACUCUAGAUUUGACUCUUAAUCAUAUCCAGAAUUUGCUCACGCCUAAGCUCAAUUUCCAAGUUAUCGGAAGAGAUCUGUUGGCGAAAAGUUCUGUCUGCUCUUUGAAUACAUUGAUCGAUCUGUCCGGUGUGGCUGGUGAGCAGGAUGUACAACAUAAUUGGUUUUUUAUUGAACAGUUGAAAGCUUUUGAAGUGUGGCUUGAAUACGGUGUCAAUAAGCAGUCAUCUCCGGAGCAACUUCCCAUAGUUCUGCAAGUCCUUUUGAGUCAAGCUCAUCGUCAGAGAGCUCUCGAGUUGCUUGCUCGUUUUUUGGACCUCGGUCAAUGGGCUGUUGGUUACUCUCUGUCUGUGGGUAUCUUUCCUUAUGUGCUGAAGCUGUUGCAGAGCACUUCUAGAGAGUUGCGGUCAUGGCUUGCAUUCAUUUGGGCGAAGAUCUUAGCUGUCGAUCCCAGUGUCCAGUCGGAGUUGUUCAAGGAGAAUGGUGACGAACCAGCGCGAUUGGAAUCCUCAGCUCGCUCGAAGCCCGUUCAGCUUCGAUAUCACUUCUUCGUCACCAUUUUGAAUGAUCCUGAUACUUCUCCUCGACAAAAGAUUGUCGUCGCUUUUGUACUGGCUACGCUAUUUCAUAACAAUUACAGGAUCGCGCAGGAGAACCUGACUAAGAAGGGUUACGUCAAUUUGUGCACAGAACUGCUAAGCGAGAAUCAAGCCAAAGAUUGCCGCCUUUUGAAACUCUGGAUACUGAUCGGGCUAGGCCGACUAUGGGCCGACUAUGAUCCUGCUCGUUGGCAAGCAGUACGACUCGUCGCGUACGCUAAGGUCCUGAAAGAGCUGGACGAUAACGCGCCGGAAGUACGUGCCGCAGCUGUUUAUGCCCUUGGAUGUCUUGUCAAAAAUCGCUCGGAAACCAACGAACAUGCAUCAACAAUCGAUCAAGAAAUCUGUGAUGAUCUGUGCAACAAAUGUACUAAAGACGGAUCCGUUCUUGUGCGAGAAGAGCUUUUGAUAGCUUUGCAGUGGUACAUAAUUGACUUCGAGCAGCGCUUUGCAAAACUUCUUUGGGAUUUGGCAGAAACGUUAGGAAUCGAAUUAAUCGCCGAUGUUCCCGAAGAUCAGUUUGAACACAAUGUUAUUGAUGUAGCUGCUACUCUAAGUAAUGACGACACCAGUGGCCGCUCACCUCUACAAACCUCAAUCCUUAGGAAGUCAUCAGUAUAUAGGGGACGACAAAGAACGUCCGAGUCCAUCAUGGGCAUAGAAGAGGUUGUCACGAUGAACGACCCUGCUAAAAAAUCGCUUACUUCUUCUAUCAGUCAAGUGCUUUCCGUUGUAUCAACUUACGCAGGUCCUUCCGAGAGCGACGUUUCAUUCAGGUUGCGCGCUAACAAGCAGCUUGCUUAUUUGGAAAGUAAGAAUUUUAAAGAGCCCUUGGAGAGAACAUGGGUCGCAUUAUUGAAACUGGCUCUAGAUCCUGUGGAGAAGGUAGCACGCAUGGCCCAGAAGCUUGUACGCAGAGUUGAAAUGACAGCUGUUGAUCUGCAGAAUAGUGCUUCCGCAAUGACUGAAAAAAUUGAGAGUGUUUCCAGUUUUGCUAAUAUGGCUAAAGUUGAUUCAUCAUCGCAUGUACAUAGAGAUUCAUUUUCUGGAGCGGAAGCAGACGCCUCCAAUAAUGAAGCUGGUGAUGCAAAUCGAGGUGGUGUAAGAUUUAUGAUUGGCAGUCCCAUAGCGACAGGAAUGGCUCUGCUUUUCCCCGAAGCAAAUCAUGCUCACAGUGCUGCUCAUUCCCCGGGCGAUAAUGAGUUUGCUCAGCCAUCAAAUGGAACGCUGAAUUCUUCUUCUUCAACAGCGAAACCUUUUACGUCCAAUCAAAGCCGUCAGCAAUCAACUCAUCAGAGGAAAUUGUCUAUGCCAUCACAGUUUCCUGCUGCAUCCAGAGGCUUGGAGCCACGAACGUCACAGCUCACGGAUCUCUUGAAGCAGUCAUUCACUCCGAAAAGGGGAACUACAGCUCGAGGUGAAUUCUCGAAGGGUGUGCUCACAAGCACCGCUGAACCUUUGCUAACAACUGAGUUCGUGCCGUGGUGUAGCCGUAUCUUUGUUCAGCCAAUAUUGGAUCUUAUCUAUUGUAAGGAGGAGGUUGAAGAUUUCACGGAUCGUGCACUUACUUUGGUAAAUCCUACUGACUGGGCUAUUUUCGUGGAGCAGGGACAGCGUCAGCAAGCAUAUCACGAAUUUGAACACUUUAGGACAACAAGCUGUGACGCCCAGCUAGUCUUUACCCGUAUACCCAGAUGUGCUGCCUCCAUCUCACUUUCAAUGCUUCGGAAGUGCAUUUAUUCGACAGAUGGAGAGCAAAUUUAUAUAACGCGAUUCGAAAAAUCUUACACCAGUCUUGCGCGGAAGUUUUCGUGCAAUGGAGAUAACCCCUUCAACACGGAUAAGACAUCUUCUCUGAUUGUCAUCAAUGAACUGUCUCGAGAAAUGCUCCUGUGUGGCUCAUCUGCUGGGAUUGUGAGGGUUUGGGACCCUUCCUUCAAUAUCCAUUCGCAUGAAAUAGAAGGACUUCCACAGCUUGUCACUGCCUCCAAUCCUUUAUGUGAUCAGUCCAGAUUGCCUAUCCCUGAACAAGGAGCACCAUCAACUCUUUACGACUGGAGCCAGGAAACUGGGAGGUUGAUCUGCGGAGGAAAUGUGCGUGUGAUUCGAGUCUGGGACGCCCAUUAUGAAAAGACUGCACAGGACAUCCCAGUCUUGGCGAAAAAAGGGGGAAUUUGCGCUCUUUCCGGUGAACUUGACCGCGAUGACCUCAUCGCUGCGGGCCACCGCGACGGUGUGGUGCAUGUGCAUGACAUUCGCGUACCCGGCAAGGAUUCACUAGUGAUGUCCUUCAGCGACUUAUCAUCUCGCGUUGUUGGCGUUGCAAUCCGAGUCGACGCAAAUGGAAACGCCAUCGUAGCAGCUGCAGACGAAGGUGGUGAUGUCUGCGUUUGGGAACCACGCAUGAUAAAAGGUCCAGUUGUGGAGGUUGCGGUAGAAUGCGACGCUGAUGGUCUGAGAGACUUCGCUGUUCACUCAAAUUCUGAGAUGCUAGCUUGUGUGCUCAAAUCAGAAGUGAAAGUGUACGACAUUCGCGGUGUGUCCAUGUCAACAAUUCGCCACAGCGAACCUGCUUCAACCAUAUCCGCUGUCGCUAUGCACAAGCUUAGGUGCAUGAUUGCUGUUGCAUCUACUGAUGGAAUUAUAAACCUCUACGGACAGCCAAAAACCACUCUCUGACUGCUCUGUUUUCUUUUGUAAAGUCUUUUGCAAUUUUUUGUGUCAAACUUUAUCUCUUCUCAGAAACUGUGAUGCCGAAAUAUUGACUUUGAUUAUCCUCACCAAGGAAAUACUUGGUUACUUUUGUCUUUUCUAUCCAGUGCAAAUCAUUAUGUAUGUUGUCUCACUUUCAUCCUGGGUUAUUGCCAGUGCGUGCUGCAUUGCUAUGUGAUAGAUUUGCUUAGCUGAUAGAUCCAUAUGUUUACUAGAAUUUCCUUUCUGUUGCGUGUUCAAUUACAAAGUCACAGAUUACGGUAAUUUGUUGUUGUUGUCUUGUGCCUGAUGAGUUGCACGUCUGACUUGAUGUUGCAACGGGCACAUCUUUAUUGUUUUUCCUAAAUUUUGUGCGUCUUUUCUAUUUAAAGAGCGUCAGAACAUGUCCCGAUUAUACAUAUGCACUGUAGCAAAGCCUGCUUUCUCUCCUUGACUGUUUUCUGAAAAGAGUUUCCUUGGUGUCGACAGUGAAGUGGUAGUGUUCAGAUGAGAUAAUAAGUCACGCAAAUAGUUUUCGAUUAAAGCGGCUGUACAUAGAUGGUUACGAUUCACUUCCAGAUAUCCUUUUUGAUUGAAUUAUUCUCUCGAUCGAUGUUUCUGAUAGAUCGUGUUUUGAAAUAAGCUUAGCCUGAGUAGCCGUAUAUAAGUUUAUUUGAUGCUCAAAAUAAAU
Messenger RNA from Cylicocyclus nassatus, 5216 nucleotides. NCBI's taxonomy places the organism in Eukaryota, Metazoa, Nematoda, Chromadorea, Rhabditida, Strongylidae. The record is from the annotation of a GenBank genome assembly.